UUGUACUGGAGAAGGAUUCCGAAUGGGUCGCAGUCGCAGCCGCUCCCCACGGAGGGAGCGUAGGCGGUCCCGGUCCACAUCUCGGGAAAGAGAACGCAGGCGCCGAGAAAGGUCCCGGUCCCGGGAGCGAGAUCGGAGAAGAAGCCGUUCUCGCUCCCCACACAGAAGGCGUUCCAGGUCCCCAAGACGACAUAGAUCCACAUCUCCUUCCCCUUCUCGACUGAAAGAAAGAAGAGAUGAGGAGAAGAAAGAAACAAAAGAAACAAAGAGCAAAGAACGCCAGAUAACUGAGGAAGACUUAGAGGGCAAAACAGAGGAAGAAAUAGAAAUGAUGAAGUUAAUGGGAUUUGCCUCCUUUGACUCCACAAAAGGGAAAAAGGUGGAUGGCUCUGUAAAUGCCUAUGCCAUAAAUGUGUCUCAGAAGAGGAAGUAUAGGCAGUACAUGAAUCGAAAAGGUGGAUUCAACAGACCUUUGGAUUUCAUUGCAUGACCUGAAGUAUUGAAGAAUGAUGUUUUUUCCCUCAUCUUGAUCAGAAAAAUGGAUUUUUGUAUUUAAUAUGCAUCAAAAACAGGAUCAGAGUCCUUCCUCCUUGUAAAGUAAGAAAAUUUUAUUUAUGAUGUAUGUAGUUCACUUACCCAGCCUCAAAAAAGAGUUAAAUAUUACAUUUUUUUCCUUUAGGAAAUAUCGUUUGGGGCAGUCAUCAACCCCAUUUUUUUGUCCUUAUUCCUAUGGAAACUGUAUGUUUUUUUCUUGGAUGCUCUUUAUGACUUUUUAAAAUACAUAAAAGUGAUUUGGAAGUAAGUUUCUCAAAUAAAGCAGUAAUUCCUACCCUUUUGUAUUUGAUAUUUUUAUAACUAGAAAAAAAGA
Molecule: messenger RNA, 868 nt
Organism: Budorcas taxicolor (takin)
Lineage: Eukaryota; Metazoa; Chordata; Mammalia; Artiodactyla; Bovidae
Gene: SNRNP27
Product: small nuclear ribonucleoprotein U4/U6.U5 subunit 27
Exons: 6
Coding region: 23-490 (155 amino acids)
Biological process (GO): RNA splicing
Cellular component (GO): precatalytic spliceosome
Source: RefSeq, a predicted model, not a curated record